UAACCUGCCCUCGGAAUUACAAAUUAAAGGAGAGAUAGAGCAUUGCGGAGUCUGCUCUGUUUCACUCCUCAAAACUUGUGGUGCCAUGGCUUCUAUCCCACUGCAGCUGCUUCAUCUUGCUAACUUUUUCCGUGGAAAUGGUUCAAUAUCCCCUUCUUCUUCUUCCCACCUUUCUUCUUCUACUUCUCAUAAUCUUUUCCGCUGUAAGCCAAGAAGGACUUCAGUCAGAUGCCAGCCAACUAGUACUGAAGAAUCUAGAACGAGAAGAAAUCUACUGGACAACGCGAGCAAUGUCCUAACCAAUUUAUUAAGUGGGGGGAGUCUAGGAUCCAUGCCUGUAGCUGAAGGUGCAGUUUCUGAUCUGUUUGGGCGACCCCUUUUCAUGUCACUGUAUGAUUGGUUCUUAGAGCAUGGUUCAGUGUAUAAACUUGCUUUUGGGCCAAAAGCAUUUGUUGUUGUAUCAGACCCCAUCGUUGCAAGGCAUAUACUUCGUGAAAACACAUUUUGUUAUGACAAGGGAGUCCUUGCUGAUAUCUUAGAACCAAUAAUGGGGAAAGGGCUUAUUCCUGCUGACCUUGAAACUUGGAAGCAGAGAAGAAGAGUUAUUGCUCCUGGGUUCCAUUCCUUAUACUUGGAAGCUAUGGUCAAAGUAUUCACUGAUUGUUCAGAAAGAACAGUCGCAAAAUUUGAGAAUCUUUUUCAAGGGGAAAAUUUGCAUAGAGAUAAUACAAUCGAGCUGGAUCUGGAAGCAGAGUUUUCAAGUUUGGCACUAGAUAUUAUUGGGCUUGGGGUCUUCAACUAUGACUUUGGUUCAAUUAAAAAAGAAUCUCCUGUCAUUAAGGCAGUAUAUGGCACUCUUUUUGAAGCUGAGCAUAGAUCAACAUUUUAUAUUCCUUAUUGGAAAAUUCCUUUAUCAAGAUGGAUAGUGCCGAGGCAGCGAAAAUUCCAUAAUGACCUCAAGGUUAUCAAUGACUGCCUUGAUGAACUCAUCAGGAAUGCCAAAGACACUAGACAGGAAACCGAUGUUGAGAAACUGCAACAAAGAGAUUACUCAAAUCUUAAGGAUGCAAGUCUUUUGCGCUUUUUGGUUGACAUGCGAGGAGCUGAUGCAGAUGAUCGGCAGCUAAGGGAUGACCUGAUGACUAUGCUUAUUGCUGGCCACGAAACUACAGCUGCAGUUCUUACUUGGGCUGUUUUUCUACUUGCCCAGAAUCCCUCUAAAAUGAAAAAAGCUCAAGAAGAAAUCGAUUCUGUGCUCGGUCAUGGGCGAACAACUUUUGAGGUUCUUAAAAAAUUGGAGUACCUGAGGCUUGUUGUUGUAGAGGCUCUACGAUUGUAUCCUCAGCCCCCAUUGCUUAUUAGACGUGCCCUUAAGUCAGAUAUGUUGCCAGGAGGGUAUAAGGGUGACAAAGAUGGAUAUACAAUUCCAGCUGGGACUGAUGUAUUUCUAUCUUUAUAUAAUCUUCACAGAUCCCCAUAUUUCUGGGAUCAGCCCCAUGAAUUUGAACCAGAGAGGUUUUUGGUACAAAGAAAGAGUUGCAUAGAAGGGUGGUCUGGUUUUGAUCCAUCUAGAAGCCCUGGGGCAUUGUACCCAAACGAGGUCAUUUCAGAUUUUGCCUUCUUACCUUUUGGUGGAGGGGCAAGAAAAUGUGUUGGAGACCAAUUUGCGUUGAUGGAGUCGACUGUCGCUUUGGUGAUGUUACUGCAGAAGUUUGAUGUGGAGCUCAAAGGAUCUCCAAAUUCUGUGGAGCUUGUAACUGGCGCAACAAUUCAUACAAAGAGCGGCCUUUGGUGCAAAUUGAGAAAGAGAUCCAACACCUCUUCUUAAGCUUUCAGCCUAAAUAAUUACCAUGCACCAACAUUUUAUGUAAUUUAUAAGACCCAUUUUUGCAUUCCUGUGCCUCUCACGUUGUAGAAUUAAGAUUAAAAAUUUUAAAUUUGUAAAAUUCAUAGCAGUUUUACCUUGCAGCCUACUGGAGGAUUACUUUUUCUUUUUUAGUCGUCCAUGACUUUAGGCAUUCAUCUUCUUAUAUUUAUUUGUUUGGCAUUCAA
Messenger RNA from Malania oleifera, 2052 nucleotides. Its product is annotated as cytochrome P450 97B2, chloroplastic. Gene Ontology annotation, cellular component: chloroplast. The record is from RefSeq and is a predicted model, not a curated record. Gene Ontology annotation, molecular function: monooxygenase activity; heme binding; iron ion binding. The coding region runs from base 86 to 1828 and encodes 580 amino acids. The transcript is spliced from 14 exons. NCBI's taxonomy places the organism in Eukaryota, Viridiplantae, Streptophyta, Magnoliopsida, Santalales, Ximeniaceae.